AGGCAGAGGCAUCAGUUGAAUUUGGGCAGAGAGAGUGCAACACACGCCGGAACAAUGAAGGCUGUGUCAUUGUCCAACAAGAACGUGCUGCUGCAGGUGUGGUGUGGUCUCCUCACCCUGGCCAUGGUGGUUAUGGCGGCGCUUCUCGCUUCCAUCAAAGCAAAAUCCAACAAGGAUGGACUUGCGCUACCUACACUGAAGAGCGCCGAUCAUUUCUAUCCAACAGGAGCUCCGCUGAAGUCCGUCGGACCAUCCUCUUCGUACAUAGAGCUGAUGAAAUUUUCCGACAAGCGGCGCUGGCAGAAGUGCUCCCCCACGUGCGACCCCUGCACCCUGGCGCUGCGCGACGACUCCAUCCAGAGCGCCAAGGAUGGCGUCUACUUCCUGUACGCCCACGUCACCUUUGCCAAAGGCGCCAGCAGCAAAGCCAAGUCGGUGAUUGUGACGAGGAACGCCACGGGCGGUAAAAGCACCAGGAAAUUGGUGGAGGGGACCUUCCCGAACACAACCACGGGGUCCGUGUGGGUGGCCAAGAUGGUACGACUCCAGGAGGGAGACAGCGUCAGUGUGAAUAUCAGCGGAGACUUCCUGACCGAGGACACAUUUUGGGGGGCCUUUGAGCUCCAUUAG
Messenger RNA from Dunckerocampus dactyliophorus (ringed pipefish), 630 nucleotides. It is a transcript of the gene lta, whose product is annotated as lymphotoxin alpha (TNF superfamily, member 1). Lineage: Eukaryota; Metazoa; Chordata; Actinopteri; Syngnathiformes; Syngnathidae. The transcript is spliced from 6 exons. Gene Ontology annotation, biological process: immune response. Gene Ontology annotation, molecular function: tumor necrosis factor receptor binding. Gene Ontology annotation, cellular component: membrane. The record is from RefSeq and is a predicted model, not a curated record. The coding region runs from base 55 to 630 and encodes 191 amino acids.